UUUUUCCACCGGCCAAAUGAUCGUCAGAUGUGGGGGAGAAGCACUCAAUGGAGACAUUAUGGAUUAACCAAUAAUUACCCCAGAGUCAAAGUAAACAUAACUGAUGCGGUGACACGUUACCAAAGCAAUUAUGUAACCACAAAUCCGAGAUUUCACCUCGAGACUGACGACGUUCUUACAGGGACAGGUGGACCAUUAGGCUACAAAUACACCCAAACUGGUCCGUGAUUGGACUGGGGACACUGGACAUACUGGAGCCCAUUCAACGCGGUAAAUAUUCCAAUCUUUUUUUUUUUAGGGAUGUGAUCCUCCCUUUCCCGAAUGCACAGAUCUAGCGAAAAACUAACAAUACAGAAAUAAUAAUAAUUGCAACCUUUCUGUCACGGCAACCUAACGGUACUUCGGUUGUGGCACCCUGAGCCAUCCAAGUUGCAUUUUCUCCUCUCACCCUAACUUGACUGUGCCGGAGAAAUGAUUUCAGCAGACGUCACUCAUCUGCAUAGGGACUAAAAUGCAACCAUCCUGCAUCAAGCUCCUCACGAACCCGAAACGCCACCUCGUCGUGUGAUUACAGGACCUCCUAAUUGCUGCAUAAACGAAACUACAAACAUGGAAGGUACGGUUUGCAUGUCGUGUCCUGGUGGAAAAAAAAAAAACAACAAAUAAAUAUAUAUAUAGUUCUAUUCACAGAUAGGAAAAACACAUCUGGCUUACAAACUGUCCAAGAUGGAUGCAGCGCCGCUGUGCGCAGGGAUGCGCGGCGGAGCGGCAGCAGGUUGCCUUUAAACGCCCGAUCAAUACUCGCGGUUUUCGCCGAACGUUUGCACCUACGUCUUGUCGCCUUUAUGCAAUACAUUUAAAUAUAUAUAUAAAUCCUUUUUGUUGUUGUUGCAGGAGUAGGAUGUUACUAGCAUCCGCCGUGUUGGUAUGGGAAUGGCUGAACGAGCACGGACGCUGGCGGCCCUACAGCCCGGCUGUCUGUCAUCACAUCGAGGCAGUCAUCCGGAGCGACCCGCGGUGUGGUAGUGUCGUCCUCGGCCAGGUGGACUCUCGCCUCUCGCCCUACAUCAUCGACUUGCAUUCCAUGCACCAGUUCCGACAAGACACAGGUACCCUUCGACCGGUACGACGUAGCUUCUACGACCCCACCUCGGCGCCGGGCCAGGGCUGGCUGUGGGAGUGGGAGAACGACGCCGGCAGCUGGACGGCGUACGACACGGAGGUGGGCAUCGCCAUCCAGGCAGCGCGCGACCGCCAGCAGCCCUGGCUGGACCUGGCGCCGCUGGGCUUCUGCUACCUCAUUGACUUCGAAAGCAUGACCCAGAUCAACGGGCAGACGCAGCGCUGCCGACGCAUCCAGCGCCGCGCCGACCUGGCCUACCCGCUGGUGUCCGGGCCCCUGCCCAAAUCCCACCACGCCUGGGGGCCAAUGUCCAUGCCCAGCCACGGGGGACUGCUCGGCGUGGACGUGUCCGGGGCGGGCAUGGGGGUCCGGAUGAGCGGCGGCGGCGGCGGUGGCGGCGGGACCGGGAAUGGGAGCGCGUACCCCAGCGGGGCGCUACCGGCCUCGGCCAUCACCUCCCUGGGACAGCCCUGCGCCUGUCAGCAGUGCAUGCUGGUGCUGAGCGUCAAGGCGGGCGCCAUGUCGGCCCACACCCUGGGUCGGAGGCCGCCGCAGACCAAGCCACCCAGCCCCAAAAUCAGCAGUUACCCUGUGCCGGGGGGGUCGUACUCCUUGACCCUCCCGCGACCUCCCUCCCUGUCGCGGUCCUAUUCCCCCCACAGGACGUCCAUAGUUGGGGCGACAGGUGGCUUCAGCGUCGGCGGCAUGGGUGGCCCAGUAGGUGGCGGUUUCGGGGGCGGCGGCGGCGGCAUCGGUGGCCUCGGCGGCCUCGGUUACGGAGGAGGCUUCCCCCACUCUUUCUCCCUCCUCAACUCGGCCACCGGCGCCCUCUCCAUCUCCUCUGCCCGGCCUCCUCCUCCGCCGCUCCCCCCUCUUCCGCCGCCCCCUCCGCCUCCCUCCACCGCCCUCUCGUCCGCCGCUGCCGCCGCCGCCGCCCCCUCUCCCCCUCACCCCUCCGCCUCUUCCUCCCUGUCCGCGUCCGGCUCCGCCCCCGCGGCGCCCUCUCCGGGCCCGCCACUCAUCUCCACGGCUGCCUCCACCUGCACGCCGUCGCCUUCGGCCCGCGUCCUGGGCCCAGUGUCUUCGUCUGGUGCCGCUGCCUGCGCGGCCCCUCUGCCGCCCCGGUCCAGCCUGGCGGGGCUGAGCCGACCUGCACUGCAGCGCAUAGCCAUGGCCCAGUCGCGUGCUCUUAUUGCCUCUGGAGUGCCAACUGUUCCAGUGAAGAACCUGAAUGGGUCAAGUCCCGUGCAUCCUGCCCUGGCAGGGAUUACAGGCAUCCUGAUGAGCGCGGCAGGACUUCCUGUCUGCCUGACCCGCCCUCCCAAGCUGGUGCUCCAUCCUCCACCCGUCAGCAAGAGUGACAUCAAGCCCGUGCCCGGUCUGGGCCACUGCUGUCGCAAAACCACCAAGAAGCAGGCUCGCAAAGGAAAGACCCCUGAGGAGGUGGUGAAGAGAUACCUUCAGAAGGUCCGCAAUCCCCCGGAGGAGGACUGCACUAUAUGCAUGGAGGCCCUGGCCGGGCCAUCGGGCUACAAAGGCCCUGGCGUGGGGGGCAUCUCCAGGGCCGAGUCGGUGGGCCGCCUCGCACAGUGCGGCCACCAGUACCACCUCCAAUGCCUCGUCGCCAUGUACAACAAUGGCAACAAGGACGGCAGCCUGCAGUGUCCCACCUGCAAGACCAUCUACGGGGUCAAGACAGGCAACCAGCCCCCGGGCAAGAUGGAGUACCACGUCAUCCCGCACUCGCUACCCGGCCACCCGGACUGCAAAACAAUCCGUAUCAUUUAUAACAUCCCUCCUGGCAUCCAGGGCCCAGAGCACCCAAGUCCGGGCAAACCGUUCACCGCCCGCGGGUUCCCCAGACACUGCUACCUCCCCGACAGCGAGAAGGGACGCAAGGUACUGAGGCUCCUUCUGGUGGCGUGGGACCGCCGACUCAUUUUCUCCGUGGGUACGUCCAGCACCACCGGCGAGUCGGACACGGUAAUCUGGAACGAGGUGCACCACAAGACCGAGUUUGGCUCCAACCUGACGGGCCACGGCUACCCGGACCCCGGCCACCUGGACAACGUGCUGGAGGAGCUCAAGGCUCAGGGCAUCACGGAGGAGGAGUGCCUGCCCAGAGACUGAACGGACGCAUUGGGAUUCGUGGGCGGAAGGACAAAUCCACUUUUUUUUUUGUCUCUGUGGGGAAAAAAAACAUGAACUGAGAGGACUUUUACCAACAGGAACAAGCAACUUUAAAAAGCAGAACUCUUUCCGGGAGCGUCGGUAAAAGCGGUUCGGCAGAAUUCGCUGGGAAUGAAAUGUCUCUCGUGACUGCAUGGGUCAGUUUCGACACAUGGGAAAAAAAAUUUCCUCCCAAUGCAGUAACGGUGUCAAGAUCGAAGAUGGUAUUCAGUGAGACCACUGUGCACAUAUGAGUCAGUGUUAGAUAUAAAAAAAAACAAGAAAAACUUUCAUUUAUACUGUGAGACUUCAUUUUAAGAAUGUAACAACGUGAAUUUUGCUGAAUUGGUCAUGUGUUUAGCACUGCUGCUGCUACGUGGAACUGAAAAGGAGGGACGUCUGUAAGCUGUUUUGCGUGUGAAGUCCACAAGCAAAAGAAACUUGUCAUUGCAGAUGAAUAUUUCAAAUGUAUAACUGGAUAUCUGAGCAUGAAUAUUUGCUGACCUCUAGUGGUACUUUUCCAGAACUACAUUCCUGUUUAGGUUUGAUUUAUAUUUUAUUGUAUUGUUGUAUAUUAUGAAUACUUGAUAUCUGAUAUUGUUUCCAUUCUAUCAUUUUUAAAAUACUUUAAUUAGACAUUUUGUUUUGUAUGCUUUGUUUUAUUUGCGUUGUCUUCAGGUGGGGGGGGUUAGAUCAGACACAAUCAGAACCAGAACCAUUUAUUGCCAAGUACGUUGAACACACAAGUAAUUGUUUCUUGUCGGGAUGGUGCAAACAAUAAACAUACAUAGUCAUAAAUAGACAAACGCGUGCAAAAAACAAGAAUAAUGUUCUAGUUUUAAUUUAAGUGUAUUAGAUAUCAAAUACUAAAUAAUGACUAGAGAUGAUGGUCAAAAAUUGUCCUUGGAGUGACCGAAUAAAGAGUUGUCGAUGGGGGGCGGCACUGGAGUUGGUGGUUGAGAGGCAUGGGACCCCUGUUGAGUGGGGGGAGGAGGGCCUGACGGUCCUGAGCUGGUUGAUGGACCCGUGGACAAUGGGACCGUCCCAUUGUCCUGCAAAGCGACAGUAGAACUGGUUCAGCUCGUCUGCCAGGCGACGGUCGUCCCAAGGAGUGUGUUUGUUUGUGUGUGUGUGUGUGUGUGUGUGUGUGUGUUGGGGGGGGGGUUAGGCUUGUAAUUGGUGAUUUUGUCUGAGACCUUCCCAGACCGUAGCAGAGUCACUUUAUGAGCGCUGAUCGUGGAGCUUCUCGCAGUACAGUUGUUUAGCGUCUCUUCACCGCCUUGCCAAAAUGUUUGCCUCUUUAUGAAAGUCUUUGUCCCGCCCCCUUGAAUGCCUGUUCUUUAUGCAAACGUAUGCCAGCCAUAUACCAGCCCCCUUUCUUUAACAGUAUUUUGUAUUAGAUUAGUUCACAAACUGACAUUCCUUAAAUGUUCUGCCCUCAAAUCAUGAGUGCAUUUGAUAGCUUUCUAUGUCUUCUUGUAUCUGCGUUAUAGGAAAGGCUACAAUGGAUUACACCCCCCCCCCCCCCCUCCCCAGCAGGAGUAAAUACCCCAAAAGGCUAGGAUUGGACUUCUUGCCUAAGCUCAGACUUGCACAGAGCUUUCUACUUAGUAUCAAAAUGAACCGGACAGCUUGCAUCUACUGUAUCAUUGCAUAGGACACACACACCAGCCUCAAAUGCGCUAAUUACAAAACAAAAUGUGCUCACCGUUUGUUUCUUCGUCAUCCGUAGUUUUUGCCAUGAGCAGGUGCAGAAGACUAUCUCUUGUUGUGGAUCCAGCUUUGGCCAAAGUGGUCCAGUUAGUUUGCAUUGGGUCCAUUGUGGACCGGUUUAUUAUGACGUACAAUAGACGAGAUGUUCGACAUGUCUUGACAUACUAACGUAGGCCAACAUUAAUAGCAUUUAUACUUUAUGAUGAUGACUUACUGUAUGCACUGUACUGUAUGUAUUUGUUUUAUGUGCACAAAUUUGCAUUAAACGUUUUUCUAAGGUUCAAAGAGAUAAGAGAACUUUAA
Gasterosteus aculeatus aculeatus (three-spined stickleback) is the source of this 5308-nucleotide messenger RNA. RefSeq names its product deltex 4, E3 ubiquitin ligase a (gene dtx4a). Gene Ontology annotation, biological process: Notch signaling pathway; protein ubiquitination. NCBI's taxonomy places the organism in Eukaryota, Metazoa, Chordata, Actinopteri, Perciformes, Gasterosteidae. Gene Ontology annotation, molecular function: zinc ion binding. The record is from RefSeq and is a predicted model, not a curated record.